Molecule: messenger RNA, 2947 nt
Organism: Egretta garzetta (little egret)
Lineage: Eukaryota; Metazoa; Chordata; Aves; Pelecaniformes; Ardeidae
Gene: NFE2L3
Product: nuclear factor, erythroid 2 like 3
Exons: 5
Coding region: 1-1614 (537 amino acids)
Biological process (GO): regulation of transcription by RNA polymerase II
Cellular component (GO): nucleus
Molecular function (GO): RNA polymerase II cis-regulatory region sequence-specific DNA binding; DNA-binding transcription factor activity, RNA polymerase II-specific
Source: RefSeq, a predicted model, not a curated record
AUGGACAUGCUGAGAGGGAGGGCUGUCCAGCAGUUGAGUCCUGCCUCUUGCCCUGUGGUUCUGCUGGGCUCUCCCCCAGGCCACAGGGAGCAGCCUGAUGAGAAGGAAAGUGGCAACGAGUAUAAAAAUGGAGCGUGGAUGUCUCACUGUUUUGAGAGGGGCGAGCCAUCUGCAGAGAGAACAAAACAGCUGGAAAAGGUAUCUCUAGCAUGUGCGAGAGAUGUUGACCUGAAAGCAUGUCAGGAAGCUUUGGAUGACUGCCGUCCACACCAAAGAGAUGAUCGGCUGGGACUGCAAGAGGAGGAGGAAGAGGAAGACAUAAAUCAGAGCAACUGCAACCAUGUAGAUUCCCUUCUCUCCUUAGAGGAAUAUUUACAGCUUCUGUCAUCGCAGAUGGAAAACAUGAUAGAGGUGAGUUUACUGGAAGAUAUACAAGUUGCUACUUCUGGAGACCCAUCAUCCUUACACCACAAUGUAAGUUGGACCCAGACACUUUGCCACUGUUUCGAUCCUCACGAUGCCAUGCUACUAAGAACAGACUACCCCACUCAAUCAAAUUCAGAAACAAGACAUUUACAAAAGCAAGAGUCUUUUCCUCAGUCAAGCUCUAAUAUCACAAAUCCAGAAUCACUGCUUCAUGGGUCAAAUUUGACAGGGCUGUUUUCAGCUGCUGACACCAGAAACCUAAUGGCCCACAAUGACAAUUUUGAUGAAAGUAAACUCAUAUCUUUGGCUUUGGAGGAAGGCUUUGAUCCUAUAGAAGUUUCUCAGCUCUUUGAAGAACCUGGCUUAGAUUUGGGACUAUCUUUAAAUUCAAGUCACAGCACUGCCACCUACUCAGUCAGCAGUGAAGGUGCUGUUGGGUACAGCAGUGAUGCUAAAUCUAUUUCUUCACAUGGCUUAGGAGCUGUUGGUGGCCAUAGCCAAGAACACAGUAAAUAUGUCCAUGUGGAAUAUCCAGGUGAUUCAGAGUGUUCCAGAGAAGCCACACUUCAGCAGUAUCUUCAUAACCACACUUAUGAUCAGCUGCCAAGUCAAGCAGCAUCCACUCCAGAGCAUCAGCAGCAGAUGUGGAUGGAGAAACCAAACGAAGUAAAGCAUAGGUGCCAUAAUUCUACUGAUGCAAACCUUGGCAGAACUGAACGCAGUGCAAAAGCUCUAAGAAUACCAUUUUCGGUAGAUGAAAUCGUGAGCAUGCCCGUUGACUCUUUCAACACCAUGCUAGCAAAGAACCAUCUGACAGAUACUCAGGUAUCGCUUCUACGUGACAUCAGACGAAGAGGAAAAAACAAAGUUGCUGCCCAAAAUUGUCGUAAACGUAAACUGAAUGCAAUUCUUAACUUGGAAGAAGAUGUAUGUAAUCUUCAAACACAAAAGGAGAACCUUAAAAAGGAGCACUCUCAGUGUAGCAGAUCAAUCAGCCGGAUGAAGCAGAAGUUAAAGAACUUGUACAGUGACAUUUUCAGUAGAUUGAGGGAUGACCAGGGUAGACCUGUUAACCCACGCCAGUAUGUCAUUCAUUGCAAUAGCGAUGGCAGUGUUUUCGUAAUACCCAAACACUUGGUCAAAUCAGAACAGAAGCAAAAUGAUGAAAAAGAGCAGAAACAAAACUAAGAUGGCUGAAGAUCACUUCGGUUUUAUUUUUCCUGAAAGAAUGAUGAGGAUAUUUGCGUGAAGACUGGAGGUCAGUAGUAUGAACAGAAAAGACUACAUUUGAGGAGGAAGACUGCAUGUUCAAGGGUCUGGCAAACUGGGCCAAUUGUGAUCUGUUAGAAAGUCUAUCAGCUGAGGCUUCUGGAUGAGGAAAUCUUUUUGUUUUAAUUAGAAUUAAAGGAGCUAGGCCAUCAGUAGAAGUGUAGUUAUAUAGGCCUAUGUAAAAGUAGGAAUUUAGUUUCUGGUGGUGGGGAUGGGGGAGAGAACAUCAGUGGGGGAAAAAAAAGCAAGCUUUAGAGCAAAGUUGCACAUGGAAGAAGAAUGUGUUUCAGUGUUGAGUACCUGAUUCUUCAUACACAAAGUGACCUUAUCUUACUAUUCCUUUUUAGCACUGAAAGAAAAAUUGUAGCUGAAGUUCAUCUUCACCUUAAAUUCACUGUGGAUUUAUGUAUUCCUAAGAGAUUUGUGCUUUGCAUUUAUUCAGAACUGUUCUGCUUUUCCUAGUUUUCCUUUGGGGAGAGAGGCCCAGGAAGGAGGCUAUUGCAUUUUUCCUCACUACUUUCACCAUCAUAGCUCCAAGCAAACAUAAUGUACCAAUUAAUUUUAGAACUCAUGUGGUCAAUCUGCAAAUAGAUUCUGAAAAAUAAUCAGUUAUCUGAUUCAAUAUUGUCUUACCUUCAUCCUCUGCAACUGAAUCAUUCUCAACUUUCUUCCAUGAAAAUGAGUGAUGGUGAAAGAAUUCUGUUCUCAGUCUGUGAUAUAUUUAUUUGUGUACCUUCCCUUUCCCCCCCCCCCAUUUAGAUACAUUCCUCAAGGAAAAGUACUAGAGUUUUUCUUUGUAGCUUUUUAAAACUGGUAGCUUAUAAGUAUCUUCAGUGUUAUGGAUUUAUUUUUUUUUAAGAUUUCCCCCAAAUCUUUAAAUUAAAUCAAAUUACUAUUUAUCUGUACUUGUCUUAAUGAGGUUACACUCUGAUAGCAGCUUUGAAUGAAGAGACAAGCUUUUAGGUUUGAGAUUUAUUUAUUUGUGCUAUGAAAAAGACGACAUUUUCUUCACUCGCAUACUUAUUCACAACAGCUUACCCUUUUCUAUUGUACAACCUGAACAGGGUCUGCAAAAAAGAUGGCCUAAAAGGCACGUAAUGAAUGAUAAGGAAGGUGUAAUGAAUGAUAAGGAAGUUAAGAGGCAUACAAGUUUGUAAGCUAUUAAAAUAAUUACCAAUAUUAUCAAUGAGAUAGCAACAAAUACUUUUUAUAUCUUUUAUAAACAAACCCCAUAAAACUGGUAUUUAAAAAU